AUGGACGAAAAGCACCAUGGCGUUGCCCAGCCCCCGUCGGUCCCAAUUAGUGAAGAAGCUCGAGAUGCCUCGAGCCUCGAGAAAGGAGACGCUGCAGUACCGGCAAACAUCAAUCCGCAAAUGUUUGUAGUUCAGGACGAAAAGGAGACUGCUCCGGUGGAGGGGAAUACGUCGGACUCAUCAAGCCCACAGACAUUGCUCGGCAAUGAAACCUACCCGGAAGGAGGUCGAGAGGCAUGGACCGUCGUAUUCGGGUCGUUCUGCGGCUUGUUCGCGUCUCUAGGCAUCAUGAACAUGAUAGCGAUUUUCCAGACCUAUACUGCCGCGCAUCAACUAUCUGAUUAUAGCGAGGGGACGAUAGGCUGGAUCUUUUCAGUAUACACCUUCCUCGCAUUCGGAUGUGGCAUCUAUAUCGGUCCUAUAUUCGACAAGUACGGGCCUAGAUGGCUGAUCCUACCGGGUGGUAUUGGCAUUAUCAUAAGCAUGAUGCUCAUGAGUAUAUGCACCCAAUACUGGCAUUUCCUACUCGUCUUCGGGAUCCUGAAUGGAGUUUGCACCUCCUUGCUGUUCACUCCUUGUUUCACAACCGUCGGCCACUUUUUCAAAGAGCGCCGUGGAACGGCCACCGGGCUCGCCAGCACCGGCGGCGGCGUAGGCGGCGUCAUCUUCCCGCUGAUGCUGAAUCAGCUGUUCCCGCGCCUGGGCUGGGGCUGGAGCGUGCGGAUCCUGGGCUUCAUCUGCCUGUUCCUCGUCGUCAUCUGCAACCUGCUGGUGCACCGGCGCCUGCCGCCGGCGCAGAACGCGAGCCCGCACCCGGACUUCCGCAUCUUCCGCGACCGGGCCUUCCUGCUGACCACGGCGGGCGUCUUCCUGCUCGAGUUCGCCCUCUUCAUCCCGCUGGCGUACAUCUCGAGCUACGCCCUCGCCGCCGGCUUCCCGCCCUCCUUCUCCUUCACCAUCCUCACCAUCCUCAACGCCGCCAGCAUCCUCGGCCGCUGCCUGCCCGGCCUCUUGGCCGACGUCAUCGGGCCCUUCAACUCGAACAUCAUCUCGGUCUUCAUCACCGUCGUCGCCUGCCUCGGCGUCUGGCUGCCCGCCGGCCACACGCUGCCGGGGAUCAUCAUCUUCGCCAUCCUGUUUGGCUUUGCCACGGGCAACAACAUCUCCAUCACCCCGGUGUGCGUGAGUCGCCUGUGCCACAUCAGCAAUUACGGUCGAUAUUAUGCUACUUGCUACACAGUGGUCAGCAUUGCGUGCUUGAUCGGCAUCCCGAUCGGAGGCGCGGUCCUGUCGGCCUGUGGCGGCGACUACUGGGGCUUGAUUCUGCUCACGGGGCUUGUCGAGGUGCUGAGUCUGAUUGCGUUCAUCGCGGCCAAGGUGGUGAGCGUGGGUUGGAAGCCUUGGGUGAAGUUUUAA
Neoarthrinium moseri is the source of this 1416-nucleotide messenger RNA. RefSeq lists its product as uncharacterized. NCBI's taxonomy places the organism in Eukaryota, Fungi, Ascomycota, Sordariomycetes, Amphisphaeriales, Apiosporaceae. The transcript has 2 exons. Gene Ontology annotation, cellular component: fungal-type vacuole membrane. Gene Ontology annotation, molecular function: transmembrane transporter activity. The record is from RefSeq and is a predicted model, not a curated record. Bases 1 to 1416 code for a protein of 471 amino acids. Gene Ontology annotation, biological process: transmembrane transport.